UAAAUUGCUAGUUUACAAGAAAUAGAGUGAUUGAGCCUGUAGUUCAUUAUCUUAUCUGAUCUUGCAGACGCUGUCAUCAUUAGAAAAUUUCCAAAUAGAAACCAAAAGGGAAAGUAUAUAAAUGCUCAAAUUUAAAGAAGUUGUUAGAUUAAAAGUCAACGCUACUGGAGGGGACACUGCAUUAACACUGCUCAAAGCUAAUAAUUUCCCUGAAGACGGAAUAUUCUAGUAAGCAGAGGAAAGAAAAGAAAUAUUGCAAGAAAAAGAGAAGUAAAGCCCGAAAUGGCUGCUUGGAUAGCGAGCCUCAAGAAAAAAUAAUGCUACCAGAAAAUGUUUAUGAAAAGUCUUGUGGCUUUUGUCUGUUUUACCUGCUUUCUUUUGCAGUACAGUUUUUUCUCCUUUUUUGAGACCAAGAAAUCGUAUUCAGCUCUUGGAAGAUUUUUCCAGUGUACAGAUACUGUCGUGGCUGCACCUGCUCCUGGCUGCACUCCAUACUCAGGUUACCAGCAACUACAGCAUGGUGCCACCUUGUACAAACAUCACUGAAGUGCUCGAGACGUACUACCUGUCACCAUCUUAUGGCAUCGAGUUCUGCAUUGGUUUUCCUGGCAACUUUGUGGUUGUACUUGGUUACAUAUUUUGUUUGCAGCAGUGGCAGAGCUGCAACAUUUACCUCUUCAGCCUGGCAGUCUCCGACCUAAUUUUCCUCUGCACACUGCCACGUCUCGCGUACCUCUAUGCAAAUGACCAAUCAGAAACCAGUCCCUAUGCUUGCAUUAUCAACCGCUAUGUUUUGCACGUAAAUCUUUACUCUUCCAUCCUGUUUAUGGUUUUGUUAAGCAUGGACCGCUUCCUGCUCAUAAGAUAUCCAACACGGAACCACUACCUGCUGAGGCCACGAUCAGCCUUCAUCUUAACAGGGCUGAGCUGGCUAGCUGUAAAUGUGGAAGUUGCUCCAAUGAUAUCACUGAUGAUCCACGACCUCCAGAUCGGAAACUGGAGUCGCUGCAGGGAUUUUGCCAGCCUGGAAGGAAACAUCAAUACAUUGGGCUACAGCCUGGGACUAACCCUGACUGGUUACCUUCUCCCUCUGCUUGGACUUUGUGGUUUCUCCUACCAAAUUGCACAUCUGCUCCGUGUCCAGGAAAGGGCUGUCCAGAACAGGACAACAUCAUACAAGCGGCCUUUGAGGGUUGUUGUAAUGGCUGCAGUCAUGUUUCUGGUUCUCUACACUCCAUACCAUGUGCUGAGAAAUGUCAGAAUAGCAUCUAAUGAGGCCUGGGCAGGGAUGCAGCCGUGUACAAAUAUGUACAUAGAGUGCCUGUACAUCCUGACCAGACCGUUGGCCUUCUUGCACAGUGUCAUCAACCCUGUCUUCUACUUCUUCAUGGGUGACAAGUUCAGAGAGCUCCUAUUCGCCAAGCUCAGAAAGCUGGGCAGAAUGAAAGAGCAGCAAAGAGGGCAAGAUUGAAAAAGUCUACACAUAUCAUAUCAUAUAUCAUCAUAUGAGACACACAUCAACAUAGUGCAACCAAACACAUGGACCAGCUCGAUCUUUACAUGUAUUUUUUAUGUAUAUAUGUAUAUUUCUGCUGUGUUUUAAUUACCUCCACCCAUGGAGGUUAUGGUUUCGGUUCGGCUUGUCCGUUGUUUGUUGGUUUGUUUGUGUGUCAGCAGGAUAAUGUAAAAACUACUGGAACAACUUUUACCCAGUAAAAGAUUUUCUUGUUUUUUAUGAAGCUGUAGCUCUAGUUUCACUCUAGAAUGGUGUUGUGUGAGGUUCGUGAAGUGUUCUAAUGUGUGCGCAUGUGCUUAGUAGUAUAUCGUUCUUUAUUUUAAGAUGUAAUCCUGCUAAUAAUCCCCAUUUUUAUUAAAUGUAUCAGUAAUAUGAGUAUUUUUUAUUGUAACUAACAACAUACAGUUACUUUCCAUGUUUACAAAGUAAAGUAACAUACAAUAUCUUAUAAACAUAAUUGAAGAUGUAUAAACAAUUAAUAAUAAUUAAAUUAAAGGCCAGAGCCUAUUUUUAUAUUAAUGUGCUGUUUAAGCAUGAAUAUAUAUCUGCAGAUAGGUUGUUGUUCGUAUCUGUCUUUGAUGAAAAAGCAUAUUUAUUUGUAGUCAGAUGAAACUGGCGGUGGAUGUUUUGUCUUCUACUGUUGUCUUGUACUUCUAUUUUUUGGAUGUUUGUGAUUUAUAGUCUGCCUU
Molecule: messenger RNA, 2205 nt
Organism: Perca fluviatilis (European perch)
Lineage: Eukaryota; Metazoa; Chordata; Actinopteri; Perciformes; Percidae
Product: succinate receptor 1-like
Exons: 3
Coding region: 518-1471 (317 amino acids)
Biological process (GO): G protein-coupled receptor signaling pathway
Cellular component (GO): plasma membrane
Molecular function (GO): G protein-coupled receptor activity
Source: RefSeq, a predicted model, not a curated record